AAACCCGGACGUGUUCCCGUUCAAAAAACAGAAUUCGAUAAUCGGCGAUAAGUCCGGUCACUUUUGUAAAAUUUUUCUAAGGAAGUGGUUCCUUUUGCUUGGGUCUCUUUGGUCAAAAAAAAAAAAAGGAAAAAAAAGUCGGCGACCUCCACUGUUGGAACCCUAUUUUCCCAUUUUCUCUUUGAUUCAUCACAAAUUUUCUUUUAGUUUUCCUUCAUUUUAAUCAUUAUCGGAGAACCCGUAAGAUUGUAAACUGAAUAUGGAUUUGGUGGCUAGUUGCAAGGAUAAAUUGGCAUACUUCCGAAUAAAAGAACUCAAGGAUGUUCUCACUCAAUUGGGUCUUUCAAAGCAGGGGAAGAAGCAGGACCUUGUUGAGAGGAUAUUAGGAGCUCUUUCUGAUGAACAAGUUACGAAGAUGUGGGCAAAAAGGACUCCUGUGGGGAAGGAAGAUGUAGCAAAACUUGUUGAUGAUAUAUACAGGAAGAUGAAGGUUUCUGGUGCUACGGAAUUGGCAUCAAAGGGACAGGGUGUGUCAGACAGUAAUAAUGUUAAAAUUAAAGGAGAAGUAGACGAUCCCUUUCAACCAGAUGUGAAAGUUCGUUGUCCUUGUGGAAACUCAUUGGAGACUGACUACAUUAUCAUGUGUGAGGAUCCAAGAUGCCAAGUAUGGCAACACUUUGGUUGUGUUAUAAUUCCAGAGAAGCCUAUGGAGGGAAACCCGGCAGUUCCUGAUUUCUUUUAUUGUGAGCUUUGUCGACUGAAGCGAGCUGAUCCUUUUUGUCUUACUAUUGCAAACCCUUUAUAUCCAGUGAAGUUGGCGAUUGCAAAUAUCCCUACUGAUGGUACAAAUCCAAUGCAAAGCGUGGAGAAAACGUUCCAAAUCACCAGAGCAGACAAGGAGUUGUUGUCCAAACAAGAGUAUGAUGUCCAGGCAUGGUGCAUGCUUCUGAAUGACAAAGUUCCAUUCAGGAUGCAGUGGCCUCAAUAUGCAGAUUUACAGGUCAAUGGUGUUCCUGUUCGUGCUAUUAAUAGACCUGGCUCUCAAUUGCUCGGGGCUAACGGUCGUGAUGAUGGUCCUAUUAUAUCUCCAUUUAUUAAAGAUGGAAUUAAUAAGAUAACUUUGACUGGAUGCGAUGCUCGCGUGUUCUGUUUUGGAGUUAGAAUAGUUAAACGACGAACUGUUCAACAGAUACUCAACACGAUUCCUAAGGAGAAUGAAGGUGAACGUUUGGAAGAUGCUCUUUGUCGCGUUCGUCGUUGUGUUGGUGGUGGAACUGCAACUGACAAUGGUGAUAGUGACAGUGACCUAGAAGUUGUUGCAGAUUUUUUUGGAGUCAACCUACGCUGCCCUAUGAGCGGCUCAAGAAUGAAGGUCGCUGGAAGGUUUAAGCCUUGCGUUCACAUGGGUUGUUUCGAUCUUGAAGUUUUUGUGGAGCUUAACCAACGCUCUAGGAAGUGGCAGUGCCCAAUUUGCUUGAAGAACUACUCACUGGAACACAUUAUAAUUGAUCCUUAUUUUAAUCGCAUCACAUCCAAGAUGAGCAAUUGUGGCGAAGACAUUACUGAGAUUGAGGUCAAGCCUGAUGGUUCUUGGCGUGCAAAGGCUAAAAGUGAAAAUGAACGCAGAGAGCUUGGUGAUCUUGCACUAUGGCACUCUCCUGACAGUACCCUAUGUGAAUCAGGCAGUGUGGAGGAUAAGCCAACAGCUGAAAUUUCGAAGCAGAUCAAACUUGAAGGUACUUCUGAAGGACAGACAGGUUUGAAACUCGGAAUAAAGAAGAAUCAAAAUGGGUACUGGCAGUUUAGCAAGCCUGAAGACUUGAACAACUCUUCUGCUAGUAGAUUACAAGACAGGCUACGUCAUGAGCAAAAAUUUUUACCAAUGAGCAGCAGCGCUACCGGAAGUGGUAAGGAUGGUGAAGAUGCCAGCGUAAAUCAGGAUGCUGGUGGAACUUAUGACUUUACAAGCAACGGGAUUGAACUUGAUUCUGUGCCUCUGAACGUAGAUUCAGCAUAUGAAUUUACUGACCAAAACCAAUCUGCAACAGCAGGAAAUGCAGAAGUUAUUGUUCUUAGUGAUUCAGAUGAAGAGAAUGAAAUAUUGAUAUCUCCUCCAACUGUGUAUAAGGAUAAUCACAACCAAAAUGAUGGUGGGGGACUUGGUUUUCCGGUUGCACCUCCUGGAAUUUCUCAUCCAUAUUCAGAAGAACCACCUCUUGGGCCUGCUGCUAAUUUGGGUCUUUUUACUCCCAAUGAUGAAUUCGACAUGCCUCUGUGGUCAUUACCUUCGGGAUCUCAAGAUGGUUCUGGGUUUCAACUAUUUAAUACAGAUCCGGAUGUUGCAGAUACCUUAGUUGAUCUGCAGCGAAGUUCUCUCAAUUGCCCUUCGACAAUUAAUGGUUAUCCAUUGGCUCCUGAGACAACAAUGGGAUCUACAACUCUAGUCCCUACUUGUUCCAUUGGUCAGGUUGAUACAAAUCUAAAUGACAGCUUGGUUGACACUACCCUCUUUGGUGGAGAGGAUCCCUCACUUCAGAUAUUUCUUCCAACGCAUCCUUCAGGUGCAUCAGCAGAGUCUGGUUUCAGAGAUGAAGCUGACGUAUCGAACGGCAUCCGUACCGAUGAUUGGAUCUCACUUAGUCUUGGAGGUGGUGCAAGUGUCGGCCAUGGGGACUCGACAACUGUGAAUGGAUUGAAUUCAAGGCAACCAAUACCUUCCAAAGAGCGUGCUAUGGACACUGCUUCUCUGUUGCUUGGUAUGAAUGAGAGUAGAAAUGGGAAGUCAAGUAGGCAAAGAACAGAGAGCCCUUUCUCAUUUCCUCGGCAAAAACGGUCAGUUCGACCAAGAUUAUAUCUCUCUAUUGACUCAGACACCGAGUAAUUGUGUUCGCAUAAAUUUAACGGCAACUUGUGGAUAAAUUUGGUGAUCACUCAUGAAGAACUGGGCUUGCAUUUCAGUUAAAACACGAAAUUAAAAUUUUCAGAAUGAAAGUGCUGCCAAAUUAAAAAGAAGGGGGCAGCUUCAACGUUGCUGUGUUGAUGACUUUUCCGAGGUGAGGUCGGAACAGGAGGCCUUCAAUUCCUGUAAGUGUUGAAACCUCAGAUUCUAAUACUAGUUUAUUCUAGGCGUGGUAGCAUAAAACAAGCAGUUUUUACCUAGAGUUAAAAAGCACUGAGGGAGGUCGUUUUUGAGUAAAAAUGUACAGUUAAAAUGGAAUUUUGGGUAAAUGGAUAUGCAUGCAGUUGUGGGGGGUGAAGUGAGCACAAAAAGAUUCCACCUAUUUUGCCUAUUUUUUGGUCUAAAAGACAGUUGGGAUCAAAUAGAUUUGUAAAUUCACUUAAAUUCAUAUAGAAACCCCCUUUUUUUAUUUUAAUUGUAUUCCUUUUGGCUGAAAAUUUUCCUUUGGCAUUGCUGCUAUAUUUUUAAUAGAUGCAUGCGUAGCUUUGUUAUGGUGCA
Messenger RNA from Gossypium raimondii (Peruvian cotton), 3457 nucleotides. RefSeq names its product E3 SUMO-protein ligase SIZ1. Gene Ontology annotation, biological process: protein sumoylation. Gene Ontology annotation, molecular function: zinc ion binding; SUMO ligase activity. The transcript is spliced from 17 exons. The record is from RefSeq and is a predicted model, not a curated record. NCBI's taxonomy places the organism in Eukaryota, Viridiplantae, Streptophyta, Magnoliopsida, Malvales, Malvaceae. The coding region runs from base 260 to 2881 and encodes 873 amino acids.